This is a messenger RNA of Phacochoerus africanus (Common warthog), 4034 nucleotides long. It is a transcript of the gene RGS22, whose product is annotated as regulator of G protein signaling 22. NCBI's taxonomy places the organism in Eukaryota, Metazoa, Chordata, Mammalia, Artiodactyla, Suidae. The record is from RefSeq and is a predicted model, not a curated record. Gene Ontology annotation, biological process: regulation of signal transduction. The transcript is spliced from 27 exons. Gene Ontology annotation, molecular function: G-protein alpha-subunit binding. The coding region runs from base 70 to 3846 and encodes 1258 amino acids.
CCACGCCCAGGGUGUCCUGACCGCCCGCGCGGUGCCGGGGGCGCGGGCGGCGGCGGCGGUGGCGGCAGCAUGCCCGAGAAGCGGCUCACGGCCGAGCCACCAGCUAUUACAGAAGAAGAAUUUGAAGAUUCUUUAGCAACAGACGACUUCCUUGUGGACUACUUUAAUGAAUUCCUAAGCCUUCCAACGUUUUCAGAGGCCAUUAGAUUUAAUGUGGAUUAUGGAGUUUUUGAAGUAGUUAAUAACGCUCCCCAGCUUCUGGAAAAGCAACUGAAAAAAAUUCUACUUAACCAGAAACCUCGAAAUCCCAUCUAUGACGUGGUGAGAAAAGGAAAGAGCGAUGUUAAACCCUUUCGAGUGGACGCCCCUUCUGAAGAUGAGACCAUCGAUGUCAACUACAGAGUCAUGUGUCUCAAUCGUGAGCAAGGUAUUCAGUGGAUCAAAAAAGAAAGACUUCCAACAUUUCUGGAAAGUGAUUGCUACUUUGAAUACAGGUUAGCCAAAUUGGUUUCACAAGUAAGAUGGAGUGAAUCAGGCAUGAAUAUCAUACUAGGUACAGAUUUUUCUCCCUGGGUCCUGAGAAAACCACCCAGUCCACCACCUCCUCCUGUUGAAGAAGAUGAUGUUUUAAUUAAGAAAAAGUUCUACAUUUCUCUUGGCGAGGCUUCCUAUACUCAAACAAAAGAUUGGUUUGCAUUAGCAAAACAAAGCCAGCAGACAGUAUCAACUUUUUCAUUACCAUCUUAUAUACUCCACCACAAAACUGAAUCACCAGUUAUUUCAAGUGUUUCUGAGAGUUGUAUCUUUGAUGAUGGAGUUCACCCCAGGACGAAAAGGGGCUCAUCUAAAAGCACUGGGUUAAUUUCUGCAUUUGAAGAAGAUGGGUCUGUAUCUCUACAAGACACUCCUUCUCAAGCUCUCCUGAGGAUAUACCUUGAAAAGCAACAGGAUGUUGAUAAAAGCCUGACAUUGCAUUUCUCAACAUGUGAAGAAUUUUUAAGAUCUUAUGUAAACUUUAUUUUGAGAGCAGCAAUUCAUCAAAUUCUUGGAGUGCCACUUAAAGAAAGUCCAGAUUAUAUAAAUUUCAACAAUGUAACAGAAGUGGUAUUUGAGGAGUGUUUGAGGCUUACCUCUGGCAGGAAUGUUUUGCCAAGUGAAAUGAUUCAAACCAUAAAGUCGGAAGAGAGUUUAAAAGAAGCAGUUUCAAAACCUGAGAGUGUUGGAAUAGAGAGCAGGGCUGAUUGGUGUAUUUCUCAUAAAACUUAUGACAUUGGCAACAGAAAGGAGUUUGAAAGAUUUAAGAAAUUUGUAAAAGGUACAUUAGGGGAGAGAUAUUGGUGGCUAUGGAUGGAUAUUGAGAGGUUAAAAGUUCUUAAGGACCCUGGAAGACAUCAAAGACAUCUAGAGAAGAUGAAAAAGCGCUAUCUAGUGAGCAGUGGAGAUUGUUACCUUUCUACAGAAAUCUUAUCAAAAUUCAAACUGCUGGAUGGAUCUCAGUGGAAGGAAGAACACUUAAAAAAUAUUCAGACUGAGGUUGUAAAACCCUUACUUCUUUACUGGGCACCAAGAUUCUGUGUUACUCAUUCAUCUUCAACAAAACAUGCGAGUGCCGAACUGAAAUUCUGGCACCUUCGUCAAGAGAAACCAAGGAAGGAUGUUGACCCCUUUCCACAAAUGGCAACCCUCUUGCCAUUAAGACCUAAAUCUUGCAUUCCACAGAUAUCUGAGAUGCAGAAAGAAGAAUCCAGUUUAUUACAACUUUCUAAAUCUCCUAAGAAACCACCUAGAGUAAAAACAGCAAAUCAAAAACCUUCGAAGAGUGAGUCUUUGUAUCCAGUUUCUUCUAAGGAUGAUGUGAUUGGGAAAGGGUCAAGGCACAUGUCAGAAAGCAGCAAAGUUAUUCAUUUAACAUCUUUUACUGACAUUUCUGAAUGUCUGAAGCCCCAGCUGGAUAGAAGAUAUACUUACACAGAAGAACCUUUGAUUAAAACAAUGGCAGAUGGUGCCUUGGGAGGAUUUGACAUGGAAAAUUUGUUGCAAUCCCUGUAUGUAGAAAACAGAGCUGGAUUCUUCUUUACUAAAUUCUGUGAGAAUUCAGGGAACAAGUUGUGGAAGAACAGUGUGUACUUUUGGUUUGACCUACAAGCUUAUCAUCAGCUUUUCUACCAAGAAACACUUCACCCUUUUAAAGUAUGCAAACAAGCCCAAUAUCUUUUUGCCACAUACAUUGCUCCUUCAGCCACACUUGACAUUGGACUCCAACAGGAAAAGAAAAGAGAAAUUUAUAUGAAAAUACAGCCACCAUUUGAAGACCUUUUUGAUACAGCAGAAGAAUAUAUCCUUCUCCUCCUCCUCGAGCCUUGGACAAAGAUGGUCAAAUCAGACCAAGCUGCUUAUGGAAAGGUGGAGCUGGUGGAAGAGAUUCGACAGCUAGAUUCUACAUACUUCAGAAAGCUACAGGCUUUGCAUAAAGAGACAUUUUCCAAGAAAGCUGAGGACACUACUUGUGAAACCGGAACUGGUAUUUCACCACUUCCUCAUGUCUCUAAACAAACAGAAUACUGGAAUAAUGUUCCUGCAGAAUUUAGGCAUUUUACUUUUAAUGACCUGCUUAACAACACACUGGAGUUCGAGCAUUUCCGCCAGUUUCUUGAGGCUCAUUCUUCAAGCAUGGACCUUAUGUGCUGGACAGACAUUGAACAGUUCCGAAGAAUAACUUACAAAGAUCGAAAGCAAAGGGAGGCAAAAUCUAUAUAUAUUAAAAACAAAUACCUCAACAAAAAAUAUUUCUUUGGACCCAACAGUCCAGCUUCUCUCUAUCAGCAAGAUCAGAUAAUGAAUUUAAGUGGUGGCUGGGGAAAGAUUCUCCAUGAGCAGCUUGAUGCAGCCGUUCUCAUUGAAAUUCAGAAGCAUGUCCUAAAUAGGCUAGAAAAUGUGUGGUUGCCAUUGUUUCUUGCAAGUGAACAUUUUGCAGCCCGUCAAAAGAUAAAGGUACAGAUGAGAGACAUAGCUGAAGAGCUUUUACUGCAGAAGCAUGAAAGGAAAAUCGGGGUCUGGAAGCCUGUGGAGAGUAAAUGGAUCUCUUCUUCUUGUGAAAUCGUUGCUUUCCGCAAAGCACUAUUGAAUCCAGUUACUGCAAGGCAAUUUCAGCAGUUUGUGGCUCUAAAAGGAGAUUUAUUGGAAAACGGCGUGCUCUUUUGGCAAGAAGUACAAAAAUAUAAGGACUUGUGCCAUUCACACUGUGAUGAGUCCAUCAUCCACAAGAAGAUCAUGACUAUUAUCAACUGCUUUAUUAACUCCAGUAUCCCGCCAGCCUUACAGAUUGACAUUCCAGUAGAGCAAGCCCAGAAGAUUAUAGAACACAGGAAGGAAUUAGGACCAUACGUAUUCAGAGAGGCACAGAUGACAAUUUUUGGGGUCCUAUUUAAAUUUUGGCCUCAGUUUUGUGAGUUUAGGAGGAACUUAACUGAUGAAAAAAUUAUGAGUGUUUUGGAAAGAAGACAAGAAUAUAGUAAGCAGAAAAAAAAAUUGGCAGCCACAGAAGAUGAAAAAUUUGCAAAGGAUGGAAUCAAACAAUAUCCAAGUAUUUCAGGAUCUACUAACAAAACGGCUACUUUAGCCAGUGACCCAAGUUUAGGCCUGCAAGCCUACGGCCGACAGCCAACCUGGUGCUACUCCAAGUACAUAGAAGCCUUAGAACAGGAAAGGAUUCUUCUUAAAAUUCAAGAAGAACUAGAAAGAAAGUUGUUCGCAGCCACACCAUCUUUUACAAAUUUCAAGCCUACUGCUUCCACUGUGUCUUUGAAAAAGACGUUAUCGUCCCACAACAUCCAGAGAAUUCUUUAAACCAAAUUUAAUAACAUGGAAGCUCAAGUGACUUUUUGAUGGUCUGCUUUAAAGGAAGCCUUAUCAUCUAGAUAAAGUUUGGCUUGUUUUACUUAGUUUAAAAAUUACAGCUGUUCUGUACAUAUGACGUACAAAACUAUAAAAUUUUUAAACACUUACUUAGAAUAAAAUGACUACUGUCUAGGUUA